This is a messenger RNA of Carassius auratus (goldfish), 588 nucleotides long. RefSeq names its product C-C motif chemokine 13-like. The coding region runs from base 87 to 482 and encodes 131 amino acids. Gene Ontology annotation, cellular component: extracellular region. NCBI's taxonomy places the organism in Eukaryota, Metazoa, Chordata, Actinopteri, Cypriniformes, Cyprinidae. Gene Ontology annotation, biological process: immune response. Gene Ontology annotation, molecular function: chemokine activity. The record is from RefSeq and is a predicted model, not a curated record. The transcript is spliced from 3 exons.
AUUCUGGACACAACAGCUCUGAGAUCUUCAAGCUCUACAGAACUUCUACAGACUCUUUCUGUCAUUUUGAAGAAACAUCUUGAAGAAUGAGAAGCCUGAUGUGUUUGCUGUUCCUGGUGAUCUUCUGCUCUGUGCAGAUGACUUCAAGCGCUAACCUGGCAAUUGCAGUGGCAAACUCAAAGUGUUGUGAAGGGUUCAGUAAAGUGAAGAUUCCUGUGAAUAAAGUCGUGUCUUACUGUUGGACCAGCAGCAUCUGUCCCAUACGCGCUAUUGUGUUUCAGACAAUUGCAGGGAAAGAGUUCUGUAUUGAUCCAGAGACCCCCUGGGUGAAGAGUCAUAUUGAAACAGUGGACAAAAGAACAAUGACUACAGAAUCUAAUGCUAAAUCAACAACAAAUGCUACACAAACAUCUGCUACAGAAUCUACUUCUGCUGCAUUGAGAACUGCUACUACAGCAAAGACUCAGAGCUGUACAGUCUAAACGAAGCUACACUGUUUCUAUUUGAUCUCUGCAUUUCAUACUGUAUGUACAACCAUAUUUCUGAUGUGUAUAUUAAUAUAUAUUCUCCAAAUAAUGUAUGCAAAUA